Girardinichthys multiradiatus is the source of this 1607-nucleotide messenger RNA. Its product is annotated as zinc finger BED domain-containing protein 4-like. Lineage: Eukaryota; Metazoa; Chordata; Actinopteri; Cyprinodontiformes; Goodeidae. The record is from RefSeq and is a predicted model, not a curated record. The transcript has 2 exons. The coding region runs from base 9 to 1166 and encodes 385 amino acids. Gene Ontology annotation, molecular function: protein dimerization activity.
UUGAGAAAAUGUUUCAAACAUGGCAUAUUCCAAAAGACAAGAUACACGUGAUACUGAGAGAUAAUGCCAGAAACAUGGUGAAAGCUAUGAUAGAUGCUGGUUUACCAAGUUUGGGGUGUAUGGCACACACCCUGCAGCUGGCCAUCCAUGAGGCAGUGCUGUCACAGCGCAGUGUAAGUGACAUUAUUGCCAAAGGGAGACGCAUUGUGGGGCACUUCAGGCACUCCCCAUUAGCGUAUGCAAGACUUCAGAGUGUACAGAAACAACUUGGCCAGCCCUCCAAAAGACUGCAACAAGAUGUCAGCACUAGGUGGAAUAGCACUUAUUAUAUGCUCCACAGUCUCCUUGAGCAAAAACGAGUAUUGGGCGUUUACGCUGCUGACUUUGAGCUACCUGCAACCUUUACAUCUUCUCAGUGGGAAUUGAUUGAAAACAUGACAACACUGCUGGAACCUUUUGAAGAGCUGACUAAGGAAAUAUGCUCAUCAACUGCAUCUGCUGCUGAUGUCAUACCCUCUGUGAUGGUUUUAAAGCGUAUUCUGACCAAAGAGACUGCAGCAGAUCAUGGUGUGAAGACAACUAAGGACACGUUGCUGGAAGCUGUCACCAAAAGAUUUGCUGACAUUGAAGAAGAGCCCCUCUACAGUUUGGCAACAGUCAUAGACCCAAGGUACAAAGACAGAUUUUAUUCUGAAGGACUUAAGACCAAAACACACAGACUGCUUCUUGGUCUGAUGACAGAAGCCGCUCAGAGGGAUCCAAACCAAGAACAUGAAGCUAACAACACAGGGGAGCCAGCAGAGAAAGUGCCACGACCAGGAUCUUUGUCUUCAAUAUUCGGUGAGAUCCUGGCAGAAGAAACCCCGCAGCAGGCUCACACUGACAGUCCAACGCCAUCAGAGAUGAUAAUCUACCUCUCAGAGCCACCCAUCUCUCGGGGUGCAUCAUCAUUGGAAUACUGGAAAACUAAUAAGGAACGUUUUCCAGACCUUGCUAAAGUAGCAAGAGCUUACCUGUCUGCACCAUGCACAAGUGUGGAGAGUGAGCGCUUAUUCAGUGCUGCAUCCAACAUUGUGGACGAACACAGGAAUAGACUCAUGACUGAAAAAGCUGAGAUGCUUCUCUUUAUUAAAAAGAACCUUCCCACAAUGCUUACCAAUAAGUAAUAGGCUUUUAGCAUGUAAAAAUGCUGUUCAACAUUUUGCCUGUUCAAAGCAAAUGCACUUUAAUUUCACUUGUGCUGUUUUUCUGUUUCAAGAUCUUUAAGACCAUGUUAAUGUUGUUUGAGUAGCAAAUGGGCUAUUUUAUUUUAUAUAUGAAGCAACAGACCCAUAGUAUUGAUUUGUUUAGUAAAUUAUAAGAAAGGUAAACAUGUAGUUUUUUUUCUGACAAUCCACAACAGUUUGCUCAUGCACUUAUGACAGUUAUUUGAAUGCAACCUGCACUUGCCUUUGAACAAUUCCUUUUUUAUUUGACAUAAUUUGAUUAAGGCAAUGUGAGAUUUAUUUUUACUGCAUUAUUCGCCAAGAGGCUUAAUGACUUAACUCUGUUAAAGAUUGCAUUACUGAUAGCAGGUUUUCAGUUGUCCUUUUCGCUAAAUAUUUGCU